AUGGACCUGCGCGCGUCUGUUGAGCAGGUCGAGGACGUGGCGGCAGGGUUCAACACCUUUCGUGCCCCUCUGCCCGAGUACAAGACCGAGAUCACUGGCCUUAUCUCCGACCUUUAUGCCAUCAGCGCCUCUCUGACUAGUCUCGACGACUUAUCCAAAGAGUCUAGUCUCCGUCGCAACUGGCCUCUCAUUCAUUCUGAUCUGGAAUUGGUGCUGUCCAGUCUGAGAUAUACAAUCAAGGAUAUUCUUGUCUACUUCAACAAUCUCAAUGGCAGGACCGCGCCGGAGGAGUAUAGGACUGCCUGGGUGUUGAUGAGCCGAUUUUUCUGGGAUGAAGCCCGACCCCGACAGUCUCUAUCAGCCCGACUGGCGACAUAUAAGACCGUGCUGAGAGAUUUGAGAGACAUAUUACAAAAGAAAACCCAUCAUAACCCGGAUCUUGCUAUAUAUCGGGAAAACCUCCGGAAUUUAGAUGCAGUUCAGGAGAAACGCCUCGCGCCACGCUUUUCACGCACGCCCUUGGGUCGCAAUCCAUCCUCGGGUGAUAGAUAUGGGCCGGAGCCCGUUAGUCCAGUUGAUGAUCGGCCACGACGUCGGCGAUCCUAUGAAAGACCUCGUCCUAAGCACCAGACAUCUCCCUUAUCGCCCCUAUCUCCUUCAUCUGGCGGUUUCUCGGACGUUCCGCCCGUUGCACCUGAGGCUCCCAGCUCGCCAUUGACCGAGUCCACGUCUGCGACUACAACCACUACCACCCAAUCGACUCACGAAGCUAUUGAGUACCACUGGAUAAAAGAGAUCUUCACCCGCCCUCAGCCAGACCCAUUGGAGCUUGCAACUGUGUCGGAAAAAGCGGCAUGCUUUGGCGAUCCUCACCCAGGAAUCAAACAAUGGCUUCAAGAGCAAGGUUUCGAACAACUACUCCAAUUAGAAUUCAAUGACGAGGCGAAUUUGACCGUCUACUUCUACUUGAGAGAACGGGAUCAUCGCGUGAGAAUUGUCCUCAAAUUUCCCCGUCGGGGCCGAUCCAGCGAAUACUUUUGCCUGCCACUCAAUAUGUUGGAGGUUGUGAGAGACCGAAACGGCUGUAUCCUUCGCCUGUGUCGAAGGCGACGCUCUGGGACUGAGCUAGUCUUAUGGGCUAGUCUGAAAUUUGCUACCAUCGAAAAUCAAGUUUCAUUCUUCUCUUCUUUCCUGGCGCUCCGUUCCCAGGAUGCCGGCCAUCCAGUAGAAGAUAUUCGAGACUAUGAGCUAGAAGGUGAAGAAGAGCUUUAUGGCGGUCUCAUACUCGACGAUGACUACACACACGCCCUGCGCGUUUAUCAAGAUAAUGGAACAGGAGCUGUCAGAAUGCAGGCAUCAAUAUACAAAGGGGAGAUGGAACGUACCCCCGUCUGGACGGCAUUCAUCACGCAGUAUCUCGGUACCCGUGGCUGGCUAAAGGAAUACGAUUCACGAACAGUGCUGGUGCGCACCCUGAAGCCAAUCAUUUUAAUGUCACCAGACUACUACAACCCACCAUUGACCAAUCGUGGCGAGUGGAUCUUGAAAUUCAAAACCCGUAGCGAUGCCGACAGCUUCUUGGAGACAAUGGAGAAAACCGCGCGCAGUAUUCAUUGA
Messenger RNA from Penicillium taxi, 1617 nucleotides. RefSeq lists its product as uncharacterized. The transcript is spliced from 8 exons. NCBI's taxonomy places the organism in Eukaryota, Fungi, Ascomycota, Eurotiomycetes, Eurotiales, Aspergillaceae. Bases 1 to 1617 code for a protein of 538 amino acids. The record is from RefSeq and is a predicted model, not a curated record.